This is a messenger RNA of Pseudocercospora fijiensis CIRAD86, 728 nucleotides long. RefSeq lists its product as uncharacterized. The transcript is spliced from 2 exons. NCBI's taxonomy places the organism in Eukaryota, Fungi, Ascomycota, Dothideomycetes, Mycosphaerellales, Mycosphaerellaceae. The annotation marks the transcript as partial. The record is from RefSeq and is a predicted model, not a curated record.
CACACCACGCGCAUGAGCUGCUCGACAGCGUGAUAGCAAUCUUGACCGCAACGCCGAGUGUCCAACGCCAUUCCUGCUGAAACAGCAUCUCUCGCUAUGGAUGGAGGCUCUGGAUCCGAUGGUUGGCCGCACCUCUACCGACGAGAGAGUGCAAAGAGGGAAUUCACAAUGGCAGAACCUAGCACCAGAAAUGCUUCACCAGACUCGCUAUUUGUAUCCGAGCACGACGAACAUUACACGCAUCCUGAGCACGCAUCGCAACGAAGACGUCUAUCGCCGCCCAGACUCGCCCUUCCAACGGGACGGCACUAUCCUGGCGACGGCUAUGAUUUGAGAAGACCAGUAAUGUCGUCAGCGAGCAUGAGCCAGAACACGCGAGAUCCUGAUAACACGGUUGUGAUUGACCUCACGGAUGAGGCAGAACCGCCGCAAGCACCACAGCCAUCACUUUCACAACCUGCACAGGGAGAGGGUGGUGCAGGCUCGUUCUCGGCACGGGCAACGAGGGGUCCAAGAUUUGGGCGGAACAUAAUUGACGUGGAAAGUGAAGGUGAAGAGGAGGGUCACAGCACACGGUCAUCUGCACGGGUACCUCCGAGAAACAACUACGACUCUCUCUUUCCUCGUUUCAGCACCCAACGGCCGCAACCUCACCCACAAUUUUCUGUUCUUCGGCGACCUCACAGACCCACACCACCUUCCAUCAACAUGGACGAUGUCGAGGACGU